CACCAUAAUGCAGUAGGUACAUUGCCUUACAUAUCGUUCGUUAAUCAAGACCUUGCUAUAUAAGGAGUCGUUGCGCCAUGGAGAAGGCCACAGUCGUCUUUGUCCUGGGCGCCCCAGGAGCAGGAAAGGGGACGCAAUGCUCGAAUAUAUUGGCAAAGUAUCCUGGAUGGCAGCAUCUAUCAACUGGGGACUUGCUGCGGGCUGAGGUUAAGGCCGGCAGCGAGCUGGGCGAGCAGGCGCAGCAGUAUAUGGCGGAGGGUCAGAUGGUCCCAAGCGAGCUGCUCCUUGGCAUACUGUUCAACGCGAUGUCGGACAGCGGGGCCACGCGCUUCCUGGUGGACGGCUUCCCGCGGACGCUGGACCAGCUGAGGGACUUUGACAGCCAGAUCAAGCCGUGUGACGGCGUGCUGGUGUUCAGUGUGCCCGAGGACGUGGCGGUGGAGCGGCUGCUGGCGCGCGGCGCCACGUCGGGGCGGGCGGACGACAACGAGGACACCAUCCGCACCCGCAUGCAGGUGUUCCAGGAGGAGAGCCAGCCCGUCAUCGAUUACCUCCGGGACAGCGGCGUCAACGUGCACGAGGUUGACGCCAGCUCGGAGUCGGAGGAGGUGUUUGCGGCGGUGGAGCCGUUCAUGGACGCCAUGGAGGCGGCGGCCGCGGAGAAGGAGGCUGCGGCCGGGGACGCCCCAGCCCCGCCGGCCGAUGCUGGCGCCGAGCCGGAGGCGGAAGCGGAGGCGGAGCAGCCGCCGGCGGCCGAGGAGGACGGCGAAGCCGCUGCCGCUGCCGAGGCCGCCGAUGCUGACGCGGACGCGGGCGCCGCUGCCGCGGACGCGGACGCGGACGCUGCCGCCGACGCCGACUCGGACCCCGCUGCCGCUGCCGAGGCCGAGGCCGCGCCCGCCCCUGCCGCGCCUGUCAAGGGCGCCGCGGCUGCUGACCUGGAGGAGGCGCUGGUGGUGUUUGUGCUGGGGGCGCCGGGCGCGGGCAAGGGCACGCAGUGCGACCUGAUCAAGGCGCGCCACGGCUGGGUGCACGUGUCCACGGGGGACCUGCUGCGGGCGGAGCUCAAGAGGGGCAGCGCCAUCGGGCAGCAGGCCCAGGCGCUGAUGUCCGCCGGCCAGAUGGUGCCCACGGGCUUGGUGCUGGACCUGCUGCUGGCGGCCAUGCGGGCCACGCCGCCGCCGCGGCGCCGCUUCCUGGUGGACGGCUUCCCGCGCAAGCUGGAGCAGCUGCAGGAGUUCGAGGGCCGCAUCAAGCCGUGUGACGGCGUGCUGGUGUUCAGUGUGCCCGAGGACGUGGCUGUGGAGCGGCUGCUGGCGCGCGGCGCCACGUCGGGGCGGGCGGACGACAACGAGGACACCAUCCGCACCCGCAUGCAGGUGUUCCAGGAGGAGAGCCAGCCCGUCAUCGAGUUCCUGCGCGAGCAGGGCGCCAACGUGGCUGAGAUCGAGGCCACUGGCGAGCCGGAGGAGAUCUUUGCGCAGGUGGCCACAUUCAUGGACAUGUUCGGGCCGCCGCUGGAGCUGCAGGAGCAACAGGAGGAGGGGGAGCAGCAGGAGGAGGAGGCGGAGCAGCAGCAGGAGCAGGGGGAGGAGGAGAAGGAGGGGGAGAGGGAGCAGCAGGGCGAGCAGGAGGGGGAGGAGCAGGCGGCUGCAGAGCAGGGCGAGCAGGCCGGCGAGGGCGAGGGCGAGGGCGAGGGAGGAUACAGUGCGGAGCAGCAGGCGGCGAUCUUGCGUAUCCAGGCGGCGGGUCGUGGCUACCUGGACCGCAAAAAGGUGGCGGCGUUGCGGGCAGAGAAGAUGGCGGAGGGUGCAUCAGCGGCGGAGGCCCAGGCAGAGGCGGAGGCGGAGGUGGCGGCGGAGGCGCAAGCGGAGGCGGAGGCGGAGGAGGCCGCCGCUGCUGCCGAGGCGGGCGAGGGAGCAUAUAGCGCGGAGCAGGAAGCGGCGAUACUUCGCAUCCAGGCCGCGGGUCGCGGGUACCUAGACCGCAAGAAGGUGGCGGCCCUUCGCGCCCAGAAGCAAGCGGAGGGCGCGCCAGCGGCGGAGGCGCAGGCGGAGGCGGAGGCCGAGGUGGCGGCGGAGGCGCUGGCCGACGCUGAGGAGGCUGCCAAGAAGGCGGGGGCGGAGGCCUACAGUGCGGAGCAGGAAGCCGCAAUCUUGCGUAUCCAGGCCGCCGGUCGUGGCUACCUAGACCGCAAAAAGGUGGCAGCGCUGCGGGCGGAGAAGAUGGCGGAGGGCGCAUCGGCGGCAGAGGCCGCGGCGGAAGCGGAGGCGGAGCUGCAGGCGGAGGCGGAGGCACAGCUGGCGGCGGCGGAGGAGGCGGCGGAGGAGGCGGCGGCGGAGGCCUACAGUGCGGAGCAGCAGGCGGCGGCGCUGCGCAUCCAGGCGGCGGGUCGCGGCUACCUGGACCGCAAGCGGGUGGCGGCGAUCAAGGCCGAGCGGGCGGCGGCGGGCAAGGCCGAGGCCCAGGCCCAGGCCGCGGAGUUUGAGGCGCGCAUGGAUGACCAGGUGGCCAACAUCCGCGGCAUGCUGGUGGUGUGCGGCCCCAGCGGCGUGGGCAAGGGCACGCUGAUCGGGCGGCUGAUGGCGGAGCACGGCGACAAGUUCGGCUUCAGCGUCAGCCACACCACUCGCGGGCCGCGCCCCGGCGAGCAGGACGGAGUGCACUACCACUUCACCGACAUGGCGUCCAUGACGAGCGAGGUGGAGUCAGGAAUGUUCCUGGAGCACGCAGCGGUGCACGGCAACAUGUACGGCACCAGCCUGGCGGCGGUGGCGGCGGUGGGGCGCGGCGGCCGCGUGGCGGUGCUGGACAUCGACGUGCAGGGCGCCAGCCGGAUCAAGGCCUCCCGCGCCGCCGCCAAGGCCGUGUACGUGUUCGUGGACCCGCCCUCCAUGCAAGAGCUGGAGGCGCGGCUGCGCGGCCGAGGCACCGAGACGGAGGACAAGGUGCAGCUGCGCCUGAAGAACUCCACCGCCGAGAUCGAGCGCUCCCACGAGCCCGGCUUCUUCGACGCCCGCAUCGUCAAUGACGACCUGGACGCCGCCUACCACCGCUUCAAGCUCACCAUUGAGCGGCUGCUGCCAGGCACCUUCAAGCCCGCCGACCUGCGGCCGCCCUCAGCGGCCCGGCUGCCCACGCCGCCGUCGGCGCCGGCGCCGCCGCCCGCCGCCGCCGCGCCCCGCGCCGCCUCAACCUCGGCCCGCGCCGCCGCUCCUGCCCCUGCUACUGCCCCUGCCGCCGCUACUGCCGCCGCUACUGCCCACGCUGCUACUGCCGCCGCUCCUGCCCCUGCUGCUACUGCCGCCUCCUCCUCCUCCGCCUCCGCCUCCUCCUCCUCGCUGCCGGUGCGGCAGUACAUGGACGCCACGGUGGUGCCGGUGCUGCGGGAGGCCCUGCGCGCACUCAACGAGGAGCGCCCGGCAGACCCGCUGCAGUACCUGGCUGACUUCUUCCAGGAGGCCCGUGCGCACGGCGGCCGCCACCCACGCACCGGAGGCAACGGCAAGAUUGCGCACUGAGAGCAGCGCAGGUGCGAGCGCCCCGGCCCUGUGGCGCACGGCAGCAGGUGCUGAAAAGCAAGGAAGCAUUGCUGGGCAACUGGGUUGUGGCGGGCAGCCGCGCGAGUGUGUUGGGUGCUGUUGAGGGGCUGGGACGCAGGGGCGGCUCGGCUCGUAAUAACGUGGUGUUGGAGUCGGGUCGCGGCGUUGCGGCGUGUACAGGUCUGGGUCGCGAAACGUCUCGGAAUGGCGAAGGGCAAAGAAGGGCGUAGUACCGUGCGGGUUGUGUCCAGUUGUGUCGACGGCUUCGCGUGAGGAGUUUGCGACGCUUGAAGAGCUUUGUAUAAUCGCAUGAGGGAAGGUCUGCUUGGCGUGCUGAUGCCGUCGUGACGGCGGGCCAUUAAUGAAAGCGAGGGCCUUGCAAGUUUGGAUUGAGGCGGAUUCGGCCGACCGAAUGAUGAUGGAUGAAGGAAACAGUGCUCGCUUUGGCCCGUGCUGGUGGGGAUAGCCGGGCAACCACCUCCCCUGCCCGGCCCCUUCACCCCUUCCCCACGCCCCUUCCCUGUUGACGGGACGUCAGGCUGCCGCGGACAGUCGGCAGGUGGCGGCCUGAUUGCAACCGCACGUGUACUGCACGGCAUCGACAGCAUCUAGUAACGCGGACGUGACGUAAUGCAACUUCUUAAUCCGUACCAUGUAUAACGGCGUUUGGGGCGUGUGCAUUUUACCUUGUCAUGCGUGCUGCUGCGAUGCACGACGCACAUAACGCUGUGUAGUACCGAGGGGCUGCGGAUUGCACGGGCGGCUGCGUCUGACGGAAUGAGCAGUACAUCACUUGCAUGUCCUGUAUCACUUGCAUGUCCUGUAUCACUUGCAUGUCCUGUAUCACUUGCAUGUCCUGUAUAGUCCCGAAGAAUCGGAGUGCGGCGUGCCCCUGCGGAUGGACAGCUGUCCCGUCUUCAGGAUUCCGCAUCCGUCAGGGGCUAAAAGAAUGGUUUUGACGGUCUGAAACGUUGGUUGUGAACAGGGUGAGGGCACACAAUCUUGGCUGCGCGGUUAACGCACGGUGUAGCACCGCAUAACAAUGUAAGUCGGCAUGUUU
Messenger RNA from Chlamydomonas reinhardtii, 4602 nucleotides. RefSeq lists its product as uncharacterized. Gene Ontology annotation, cellular component: cytoplasm; cytosol. The transcript has 16 exons. The coding region runs from base 249 to 3521 and encodes 1090 amino acids. NCBI's taxonomy places the organism in Eukaryota, Viridiplantae, Chlorophyta, Chlorophyceae, Chlamydomonadales, Chlamydomonadaceae. The record is from RefSeq and is a predicted model, not a curated record. Gene Ontology annotation, molecular function: protein binding; ATP binding; AMP kinase activity. Gene Ontology annotation, biological process: nucleoside triphosphate biosynthetic process; purine nucleotide metabolic process.